AUGGGCUACGAGUUCCACGCCCACGGCAUCAUCUCGGAUGCUGGAGAAGCUCCUCGACAAGUUCCAGGGCGAGCGCACCAGCAUCGAGAACCAGGAGAGGACCAGCGCACACGAGUUCGACAUCCUCGUCAAGGACCUCGCCGCCCAGAUCAACAACCCAAGGAGCGCCUGAGCGUGAUCGUGCCCGCUCGGGCCAAGCUCCUGGAGGACGCAGCUGCCGCGCAGGCAGAGAUGGAGGAGACGAUGGCCACGCGUGACGAGGACAAGAAGUACCUCGCCAACCUGCAGGCAACCUGCGCGGCGAAGGGUGACCAGUUCGAGUCGCGCCAGCAGCUGCGCGCGGAGGAGAUAGUGGCCAUCGAGAAGGCCAUCGAGAUCAUCCGGGGCGAGACCGUCAAGGGGUACGCGGAGAAGCACCUCCCCACGCUCGCGCAGACCCUGGGCGGCGGGCACUCCCUGGCGGCCUUCCGCUCCAACGUGCAGGCCCCGCAGGCCCAGAAGCGGGUGGCCGACUUCUUGCGGCGCCAGGCCGGCAGGACGGGCAGCCGGGUGCUGUCCAUGCUCGCCACGCGCGUGGAGGCGGACCCGUUCGGCAAGGUCAAGCAGAUGAUGACCUCAUCACCCGGCUGA
Prorocentrum cordatum is the source of this 630-nucleotide messenger RNA. The record is from the annotation of a GenBank genome assembly. NCBI's taxonomy places the organism in Eukaryota, Dinophyceae, Prorocentrales, Prorocentraceae.